ACCUACCCCCGGGGCUGGCCAGGCGAGCUAUAUAAGGCUGCCAGCCUGCGGCACGGCGCCCUCGGAGCAGGAGUGCAGUGCCCUAGGUCCCCCUAGCUCACGGCCAGGCUCGAGGGCACCGUGCCCAGGCGCCACAGCCCUGCAGCGCAUCGCCGUUGCCCAGAGCUCCCGGAGGUGCCAUGCAGAGCGCGCCGAGCCGAUGUGCGGUGGUCCGCGCCCUGGUCCUGGCCGGCCUGUGGCUGGCGGUGGCGGGGCGCCCCCUGGCCCGGCGGUCUCUCGCCCUAUCAGACCAGGGGCCGCACUUGUACUACGGAUGGGACCAGCCGAUCCGCCUUCGGCACUUGUACGCCGCGGGGCCCUACGGCCGCUCGCGCUGCUUCCUGCGCAUUCACACGGACGGCGCGGUGGACUGCGUGGAGGAACAGAGCGAGCACUGUUUGCUGGAGAUCAGGGCAGUCGCUCUGGAGACCGUGGCCAUCAAGGACAUAAACAGCGUCCGGUACCUGUGCAUGGGCCCCGAUGGCAGGAUGCAGGGCCUGCCCUGGUACUCUGAAGAAGACUGUGCCUUCAAGGAGGAGAUCAGCUACCCAGGCUACAGUGUGUACCGCUCCCAGAAGCACCACCUCCCAAUCGUUCUGAGCAGUGUGAAACAGAGGCAGCAGUACCAGAGCAAGGGCGUGGUACCCCUGUCCUACUUCCUGCCCAUGCUGCCCAAGGCCUCGGUGGAGCCCGGCGACGAGGAGGAAUCCGCGUUCUCAUUGCCCCUGAAGACGGACAGCAUGGACCCGUUUGGGAUGGCCAGUGAGAUUGGGCUGGCGAAGAGCCCCAGCUUCCAGAAGUAACCGGGGCUCUGAGGUGCUUCCUUGGGAACAGUCCUGAGACCCUGUUUGGUUUAGCUUUAGGAAGAAACCUUAGAAGUUGUACAUAUUCUAACUUUUACAUCAGCUCUGCCAGUUUCUAGCAGAUAGACUUGUCUGAUCAUAAAAUUUUAAGCCCUCCACUUGCCGGCUGCUUCCCAAGCCCCCUACGCAGGUACCUUGGUUGCUGGACAAGCCACUGUGCUACUCCGGUUCUUGAAUACUUCCACUGAUGGGGAAUUCAUUCUCCUUGGGAAAUUUCCUAAUCCCAAACCAAACUUCUAUAAUUCUUUCUACCAUUUUCAGCACGGGCCACCAAAAGGUAAGCAGUUAAAGUUCACAUCCAGGUGAAACAUUAGGUACUUUGACUUGCCACAUGAGAACUGACCCGGAUCUCGACUCCAAGGACCAUUUGAAUCCCCCAGAUGCCUCCUGAUCAGAAAGUCAGCCAGGCUUUGGGAGCAGAAAAAGCCUGGAGCCCCUCUACAGCCAGGAACCUGUUGAGAACUGUCCCCGGGGCUCGUUCUGGGUGGGUAAACUCUGGUGGACACUUGAGUGGCCAUCCGCCCCCCAGGAGACAAGAUCAUCACUUGCUCCCUCACUUCCACAUGGCCAGCGCCCCACACAAAGGUGGCUCUCAGCUAGGCACAGGCUGGUGUCCUUGGGUGGAUGACCCAGGGGCCACCGAGAGGGACAGGCAGUAAAGACAGCCGGGCCCAGGAGCACAACCUAGCCAUGUAACUCGAGUUUCUGGGGAGUCAGACCUGCCUGGGUCACACUCACAGCCAGCAUGGGCCCUUCACCUCCUCCCAAUCUGGAUAGCGACCAGAACAGCUCGCCAGCCACCUGCCCUCCUUCCUCCCACCCUGUCCAGCCCUUAUCCCUGUCACCAGUCAUCACGUUCUGUCAGCCUGUGCCCCCCUCAUUUGAAAGCAGAAAAAAAAAUGUUCGAAAGCCCCAAGUCUUGCCAACAACUUGUGGAGCAGCAGGGGAAGGGUUAGAAUUCUUUCCCCAGCACUUAAGUUUCCAACAGGAUAUUUAUGAGUAAUUUAUUUUGAUAUGUACAUCUCUUUUUAUUUUCUUACUUUAUUUAUACCCCCAAAUUAUAUUUAUGUACAUGAGGUUUGUUUUCUACAUUAAAACGGAGUUGGUUUGUAUCAAAA
Heterocephalus glaber (naked mole-rat) is the source of this 2020-nucleotide messenger RNA. RefSeq names its product fibroblast growth factor 19 (gene Fgf19). Gene Ontology annotation, molecular function: growth factor activity; fibroblast growth factor receptor binding. NCBI's taxonomy places the organism in Eukaryota, Metazoa, Chordata, Mammalia, Rodentia, Bathyergidae. Gene Ontology annotation, biological process: fibroblast growth factor receptor signaling pathway. The record is from RefSeq and is a predicted model, not a curated record. Gene Ontology annotation, cellular component: extracellular region.